Messenger RNA from Athene cunicularia (burrowing owl), 574 nucleotides. RefSeq names its product THUMP domain-containing protein 2-like. The transcript has 3 exons. The record is from RefSeq and is a predicted model, not a curated record. The coding region runs from base 10 to 387 and encodes 125 amino acids. NCBI's taxonomy places the organism in Eukaryota, Metazoa, Chordata, Aves, Strigiformes, Strigidae.
CCAGCCAAGAUGGCGGCAGCUGGGGCGGGCGGUGCUUCUGCACAGCGGGCCGCAGGCUGGAGUUCUUCUUCUCCUGGGAGGUGUGGUGCGGCUCGGCGCCAUGGAGAGGCGGAGCUGGGCGAGCUGAGGAAACUCAAGUCUGGAGAGCGACUGUUUUUGCUGCUUAAAAACCACCCCCCACUUGCAGUUUCUAGAAAUAAAGGGAAAAUGCUGCAUGAGAUUAAAAGCCUUGUCAUUGAUGAACCAAAGUAUUGGCUGGAUGUUCUCUCUAUUUGGAAAAACAGUCAUGGGUGUGAGGGGGAAAAAAAAUGGUAUGUCUCAAGAGAAGAUCACAAGAAGAGACAAAAACUGCAACUAAAAGCAGAAAACGGAACAGACUAUGUCUGAGGAAUAUCAAGUGGAAGCUGUGGAGAGGUAUAUGUUGCCAGAGAGAAAGAUUGAUCAAGACUGCUGGACUGAAAGUAAGACUUCCUUAGAAGACCCUUCCAAAAGCGGUGGAGAGAAGCCUGUUGUGAAUGAGAAGCUCAGUUUCAGAGUUUCUUGUCGUUGUAGUGGAGCAGUUGCCAAAAUACUU